AUGUGUGUCAGUUUUGACAUAGAAUCACUAUUUACAAAUGUCCCACUAAGAGAAACAACAGAAAUAAUAGUUAACAAAACUACCACUUUGACUCUAAAUGAGUUUGGUCUGGACAAAACAACCUAUGGAAAACUUUUAGACAUCGCUGCUCACCAUUCAGUAUUUACUUUUAAUGAAUCCCUUUACACUCAAGUUGACGGCGUAGCAAUGGGAUCACCACUUGGCCCUUGUUAUGCUAAUACUUUCCUUUGUUAUCAUGAACAAGCUUGGCUCAAUAACUGCCCUUCGAGCUUCAAACCAAUUUAUUACCGUCGAUACAUGGACGACACUUUCCUGCUUUUCAAUGACCCCUCUCACAUUAAUCCUUUUAUGUCUUAUCUUAAUUCACAACACCCCAACAUUAGAUUUACCUGUGAAGCUGAACAAACAAUAAACUAUCAUUCUUAG
Messenger RNA from Penaeus vannamei (Pacific white shrimp), 447 nucleotides. The record is from RefSeq and is a predicted model, not a curated record. NCBI's taxonomy places the organism in Eukaryota, Metazoa, Arthropoda, Malacostraca, Decapoda, Penaeidae.